This is a messenger RNA of Teleopsis dalmanni, 2159 nucleotides long. RefSeq names its product medium-chain acyl-CoA ligase ACSF2, mitochondrial (gene Acsf2). NCBI's taxonomy places the organism in Eukaryota, Metazoa, Arthropoda, Insecta, Diptera, Diopsidae. Gene Ontology annotation, molecular function: medium-chain fatty acid-CoA ligase activity. Gene Ontology annotation, biological process: fatty acid metabolic process. The record is from RefSeq and is a predicted model, not a curated record. Bases 366 to 2138 code for a protein of 590 amino acids. The transcript is spliced from 4 exons.
AAGUCCAACAAUUCCGAAGUUCUCAAGCUCCAGUACGUGUGCGAAGUACGCAUGAAUGGUGCCUAAUACUAAGUGCUUAUCAAGAGAAUGAAAAGUAGUUCGUCGUUUGGUAAAUAUAAGCAAUUAAAAAAUUUGUAUAGCAAUUAUUAUACACAAAGUCGGACAUAAAAACUCACCAGAACUCACACAGAGCGCUCACCAGAACUGUAGGCGCUGGUGCUCAGAGUUUUGCUCAAACUUGGGUCUGCUUGUGUUUUGAUUAUGGAACGCAACUAGAAUACUAAAGACGCGUGUUCUAAUCGGACUUGAUGAAGCACUGAUCUAUUUGUUGCUUUUUGAAGUAGUGAAUAAAUUAUAAUUUUUAAAUGUUGAAAACAUCGCUGGUGACAAGAUUUGUGUUUCAAGAUAGUAAAUAUGCAGGAAAACAUAAACAAAUACUUUUUAAACUGCCAAAUAAUGCAGAUUCAAGAAAAAAUUAUAGUCAACGAGCUUAUGUUCAGAACAUUGGUAAGGAGCCAUUGAUCUAUAGAAAUUUGGGUGAGCAAAUUUAUAGAGCUGCGGAAAAAUAUGGCAAUAGGCCAGCGGUAAUUUCUUGUUAUGAACAUCAGACGCUGAGUUUUAUUGACGUCACUAGAGAAGCUGAGAAUUUAGCUGUUAAAUUAAAGGAUUUAGGGCUGAAUAGAGGUGAUCACUUGGCAAUUUGGGCACCCAAUACCAUCCAAUGGUACAUCACCUUUCUUGCAGCAGGCUUAUCUGGUUUGCCUUUGGUAUGCAUGAAUCCAGCUCUUCAAGCACCAGAAGUCGAGUACGCGCUGAGAAAGGCAAAGGUUAAAGCUAUAAUAACAAUGGAUUCAUGUGGUAAACAAAAUUUUUAUGACAUAUUAAAAACAGUGUUAUCAAAAGAAAAUUUGAUUGAAAAGCAAAUAAAAUCGGAAAAAUUUCCUUUAUUGAGAAAUGUACUGGUGAAAUACGAAAAAUCUCUGGAAGACUUCAUUAGCUUUGCAGAAUUAUUAGCUCAACCAAUUAAUAUAAAAGAAUUUGAAAAUUUAAAUAAACUCGUAAAGGAGAUUUCCCCUGAUUCUAUUUGUAAUAUACAGUUCACCUCUGGCACCACAGGGCAGGCGAAAGCUACACUACUUUCACACUUUAGUCAUGUUAAUGUUGGGCAUCUAUUCGGACAGGCCCUCAGUAUGCACGAAGGACACAAACGAAUUUGUUUAACCGUGCCAUUAUUUCAUGCAUUCGGAUUAGGCAUACUUACAGGUUCUUUAGAUUAUGGAGCCACUCUUAUAAUGCCGAGUCCAACAUUUAAUGGAGCUGCAGCAAUAGAUGCCAUUGAAAAAGAAAGCUGCAAUGUAGUGGUGGGUACUCCAACAAUGUUUGUUGAUAUGUUGGAGAAGCAACAGGACAUGCAGAGAUCUAUGAAAAGUUUAGAACUGGCUUUAGUAGGUGGUGCAGCUUGUUCACCAGAAGUGUUUUUAAACGUUAAGACAGUUUUUAGUUUAAAGAGGAUGCGUAUAGGAUAUGGUUUGUCAGAGGCAACAGGGGCUAUAUUUGCACAAGAUGACACAGAUAGUUUAGAAUCAGCAGUAUUAUCUGUUGGCAAACUUUUUGAGCACGGUGAAGCGAAAGUAAUCAAUGCGGAAGGGCAAACAGUCGCAUAUGGGGAGUCUGGCGAAUUGUGUGUGCGUGGUUUCUUUACUAUGCUUGGAUACUUGGAUGAUGAGGUUAAGACUAGAGAGAUAUUAUCGUCUGAUGGUUGGCUUAGAACUGGUGACGAAUUUGUAAUGGAACCAACAGCUGUUGGUCGCAUUAUGGGACGCAAGAAAGAUAUAAUCAUUCGUGGUGGCGAAAAUAUAUUUCCAAAGGAAAUUGAAGACUUCUUGGAUACACAUGACGAUAUACUUGAAGCACAAAUUAUUGGUGUACCAGAUAAACGAAUGGGUGAGGAAAUUUGUGCAUUUUUACGUUUAAGACCCGGUGUAGCAAUUCUCACAGUAGACGAUAUAAAACAAUUUUGUAAAGGUAAAAUAGCCCAUUUUAAGAUCCCCAAAUAUGUUCAAGUCGUAGAUGAUUUUCCCAAAACCACUUCGGGCAAAAUACAAAAGUUUAAGUUGUCCAGCAUGUUUAAUGUAUAAGAAUUAUUAAAAAUACAAAAA